Amyelois transitella is the source of this 1096-nucleotide messenger RNA. RefSeq lists its product as uncharacterized. Gene Ontology annotation, cellular component: transcription regulator complex; nucleus. The transcript is spliced from 3 exons. Bases 87 to 788 code for a protein of 233 amino acids. NCBI's taxonomy places the organism in Eukaryota, Metazoa, Arthropoda, Insecta, Lepidoptera, Pyralidae. Gene Ontology annotation, biological process: regulation of transcription by RNA polymerase II. The record is from RefSeq and is a predicted model, not a curated record.
CAAAACAAAUAAAUAGUUAUUUUUUUUAUAAACAAUCAAAAUAAAAUCAUUUAAACUGAACAAGAAUACUAAUAUUUUUAUCCAUUAUGCUGUCUGACUUUGCCAAAGAGAAAGUUUUUUGGACAAGAAAAAUGAACUUGAAUUUAGUGAAGUUCAUUGAGAGCAAACCAAAUAUAUGGAAUCCAAAACAUCCCAAAUAUACAUCAAUGAAAUGCAAAGACCAGACUUACGCAGAAUUUGCGGCACGAUAUGGAAAUGAAUUUACAGGACAAGCGGUCAAAGAUAGAUGGACAAAUAUCAGAUCUACCUACGCCAAUUAUCUAAGGAAAUUGAAGACUAGUCGGGCUAAAGGAGAGGAGUACAAAAUCAACUGGCACUUAUGGAAUGCUUGCCACUUCUUAAUGAGAGUUCAUAGAAGAGUGAAAGAUGAUCCAUUGUUUGCAGGAGUAGAAAAAGAAGAAGCUACAGAACAUGAUAAUUCUUCAGACCAAGAAGCUGGCUGUAGUCAAGAUGAAAUAGAUGCUAUCCCUACAAAUGAUGAACAUAUAACAUGUCAGAGCAUAGUAAAUAAUUUGGUAACAGUUUUGAAAGGCAUGCAAAAUGAUGCAUUUGGUUUAGAAAAUACCAAACAUGGCCGCAUAGGCCGAACUGUUGCCAAGAAACUUGGAUGUAUGAACUCAUAUUCUGCUGCCAAAGCUUCUCAAAGAAUAAUGGAAAUUUUGCUUCUCUAUGAUGAGAAUAAUCCUCUCAAUCCAAAUAACAUAAAAUCUGAAAGAAUGCAAUCAUAAAAGUAUGUUCAUCAAAUUAUUUUUAAGACAGAAUAAGAAGAAUUGUGCCGUGCCGUUCCCAGCACCAAUAGAAAAAAGACUAGGACCACUCCAUCUCUUUCCUAUGGAUGACGUAAGAGGCGACUAAGGUAUAUAAACUUGGGAUUCUUCUUUUAGGUGAUGGGCUAUCAACCUCUCACUAGUUGAAUCUCAAUUCUAUCUGAAAGCUAAAUAGCUGAACAUGGCCUAUCAGUCAACUGUUGGCUCUGUCUACCCCGCAAGGGAUAUAGACGUAAUUAUAUGUAUGAAUAAACAUAAUUUAUUGUCAA